Molecule: messenger RNA, 645 nt
Organism: Periophthalmus magnuspinnatus
Lineage: Eukaryota; Metazoa; Chordata; Actinopteri; Gobiiformes; Gobiidae
Gene: polr2d
Product: RNA polymerase II subunit D
Exons: 4
Coding region: 197-622 (141 amino acids)
Biological process (GO): positive regulation of translational initiation; nuclear-transcribed mRNA catabolic process, deadenylation-dependent decay; mRNA export from nucleus in response to heat stress
Cellular component (GO): P-body; RNA polymerase II, core complex
Molecular function (GO): nucleotide binding; translation initiation factor binding
Source: RefSeq, a predicted model, not a curated record
GAAGUGGCGGUGCUUGUGUUUUGAAUGGCGCUGUAGAUGCUCACGGGGCUGUGCUAAACCGCUCUGUGUUUCAGUCUUUUCCUCGCGAUAUCAGAGCUUCGUGGAGCCCGGCUUGGUGCGGGUUUGGUGCCCGGGUUGGUGCGGGUUUGGAGCGGGUUUGAGGAGGUUUUUGUGCCGUUUGGUCCGCGCUGGUGUCAUGGCGGCCGCGGGCUCUGCUCUGGGGGGAGAUGUGGAGGAGGACGCGUCUCAGCUCAUGUUUCCCAAAGAGUUCGAAAACGCAGAGACGCUCCUGAACUCAGAGGUUCACAUGUUGUUAGAACACAGAAAACAGCAGAACGAGAGCGCCGAGGACGAACAGGAGCUGAGCGAAGUGUUUAUGAAGACGCUCAACUACACGGCGAGAUUCAGCCGCUUCAAGAACAGAGAGACCAUCACCGCCGUGCGCAGUUUGCUGUUGCAGAAGAAGCUUCAUAAGUUUGAGUUGGCGAGUUUAGCAAAUCUGUGUCCUGAGGCGGCGGAGGAGGCCAAGGCGCUGAUACCGAGUUUGGAGGGACGCUUCGAGGACGAGGAGCUACAGCAGAUUCUGGACGACAUUCAGACCAAGAGGAGCUUCCAGUACUAGACCUGGACCGGGUCUGGACCGGG